This is a messenger RNA of Dreissena polymorpha, 2027 nucleotides long. Its product is annotated as homeobox protein slou-like. The transcript is spliced from 2 exons. Bases 145 to 1197 code for a protein of 350 amino acids. The record is from RefSeq and is a predicted model, not a curated record. Gene Ontology annotation, molecular function: DNA-binding transcription factor activity, RNA polymerase II-specific; RNA polymerase II cis-regulatory region sequence-specific DNA binding. Gene Ontology annotation, cellular component: nucleus. Gene Ontology annotation, biological process: cell differentiation; regulation of transcription by RNA polymerase II. Lineage: Eukaryota; Metazoa; Mollusca; Bivalvia; Myida; Dreissenidae.
ACGAUCUUAAUAGAUCCUAAAACAAUGGAAAUUCGAUAUAUCUAUUUUCCUAAACACGGGAGAGACGAAUAAAAAUACAUUUUCAAUUUAUUCUCGAUAUUUUGUUUAAAUUUGUUACAUAUUGCAAGUUAACUGUAUUGUGCAAUGGAAGAAUAUAGUGAAAUGGAAAGAGAGGCAGAUAAAGACAAUAAUAACAGUGUUAUUGUUGACAAUCUGCAUAAAAACAUUAUGGCAAUAUACGCCAGUAAGUUUUUGGACUUAAAUAAGGACAGUAAAUGCGACAGCACACGUGACCUUAAGUGUCGAACGCAUGAUAACUUUGCACGAAUGGAUAUCAAAAAAGCACGUGCCAGUGAUGCGGAAGAUGACAAAAGUGACAGUGAUCUCAGCGAUUCCAUAGCAACCAAACAUACAGACAGUAAAACAAAUCUAAAUGACAAUGACGACAGAGCAAUCCAAGCGUCGCUUGCUUGUAAGCCCGGAAACGACAUCGACGCUGAAAAUAAACCAACGUCCCCUGUACGUACAACCUCGUUCUCAGUGGCGGAUAUUCUCGAUCCCCGGAAGUUCACUGGCUCAACCGGAAGUGGGAAUCCCCUUGUGCGGUUUCCGCUCCGACCAUGGGCGCUCGGACAGCCGGACUAUUGUGGGUCGGAGGACGAACGCAUGGAAGAUACGGAGUGCACGAGCGUGCUGGAUUCAAGUGGCGAUCAGGACGGCAAUUGCGACAGCGACGACAGUGACUCGGAAAUGAAGGACCCCUCGGAAAUGAGGUUGGGUGGUCUCCACUCAGACUCCUCAAAGCAUGGGAAACCCAGGCGCGCGCGAACAGCCUUCACGUACGAACAAUUGGUAGCGUUAGAAAACAAGUUCAAAACCACGCGCUAUUUGUCUGUGUGUGAGCGUCUAAACCUGGCACUGGCUCUAAAUCUCACUGAAACGCAGGUAAAAAUCUGGUUUCAAAACCGAAGAACAAAAUGGAAGAAGCAGAACCCGGGAAUGGAUGUGAAUAGUCCAACUUUGCCCCCAACGAGCAAUGGGCUGUCGUCACUCGCCUCGCCAUAUUCGGGACUAUUUUACGGACAGGCGCUUCACCCGUAUCUCUCCGCGCCGCAUUUGGGACUACUUAAAACGCAUCAUCCGUUUCUUGAUCAAAAGCAUCCGUUGUAUUACUCCUUUUUGUCACAGUCUAGAUAAUUUAUAUUAAAGUAUUUUUAUAAAUCUUAUUUAAUUUUUUUGCUUGAAGUUUAGCAAGUAUUUGGCAUUUUAAGUUUCCUCAAAAGUUAAAAAAAGUCCAUGAUAAAGGGCAAACUAAUCGAGGUUUAAUUUAAGUGCUUUGAUGAUACGUUAUUAUUUUAUCAUAUUUGCAUCGUGUAAUUUAAAAAAAAAAUAAGGUGAGUAAAAAGGUAACAAACCUUUAUAAUUUGUGCUUCCUUAAGCAUGUUGUUUGUACAGUGUAUACGUUUAUGUACUGUUUUCUUGAUGUGGCCGCAGAAUUACAAAUAGAUUGUUCGUGACAUAAUUGAAUAUUUUUAAUUUUUAUAAAAACAAAAAUAUCGUUUUCUUUAAACUUGCUAUUACAGUGUGAUUAUAAUUUAUGUUUAUUUUGGAAAAUAAAAAAUAAAACGCCAUAAACUUAUGAAGACAUAAACAUCGCAUAAAUCAUAGUGCUUAUAAAAACAUAAAUGUCAUAGUUGCAAUUAUAUCAAGCAGAUCAUUAAAACAUAAUAGCAUUGAGGUGACAUUUCAAACAUAAAAUUUAGACGCGAAAUGUUUGAAGUGUUUGAAGCAUGAAAAUUAAGAAGCAUUUAUACGUUUCAAAUUAUUAUGCAUACUGUUUGAAAAAGGGUUACUUAAAUGUGUUGUUUAUUUCGACAAAUUCUACUUUAAAACUUUAUAAAAAAUUAAAAUAUGUAAUCGCUUGGUCAAGUUAAUUUCUUGAAUCAUUUUGUUACGUUUUAUUAUUUUUGUAAUUUAAUCGUUUUCAUUCAAUCUUACUUCCUUACAUGUAUAGAAUACAUAGUUUG